This is a messenger RNA of Cydia fagiglandana, 1692 nucleotides long. RefSeq names its product V-type proton ATPase subunit E (gene Vha26). Gene Ontology annotation, biological process: proton transmembrane transport. Lineage: Eukaryota; Metazoa; Arthropoda; Insecta; Lepidoptera; Tortricidae. Gene Ontology annotation, cellular component: proton-transporting two-sector ATPase complex, catalytic domain. The transcript has 5 exons. The record is from RefSeq and is a predicted model, not a curated record. Bases 142 to 822 code for a protein of 226 amino acids. Gene Ontology annotation, molecular function: proton-transporting ATPase activity, rotational mechanism.
CAACAUUAAGGAUCAUAUGAUCGUUCAAUGAAGAAGCACGUCUGAUUAGGCGUCGACUUGCUCCUUUCAGCCAGUUUUUAGUUUUCUGGCUGGUUAUCGGCUGUUUUACGUGUGAGCGGUGUAAAAUAUUAACUAUCAGCCAUGGCGCUAAGCGACGCAGAUGUUCAGAAGCAGAUCAAGCAUAUGAUGGCCUUCAUCGAACAAGAGGCCAACGAAAAGGCUGAGGAAAUCGAUGCCAAAGCCGAAGAGGAGUUCAAUAUUGAGAAAGGCCGUCUCGUGCAACAGCAGAGGCUUAAGAUCAUGGAGUACUAUGAAAAGAAGGAAAAACAGGUGGAACUCCAGAAAAAGAUCCAAUCUUCGAACAUGCUCAACCAAGCUCGUCUGAAAGUACUGAAAGUGCGUGAAGACCACGUACGUAACGUGCUGGACGAGGCCCGCAAGCGCCUGGCUGAGGUGCCCAACAACAAGGAAUUGUACUCCGAACUGCUUGUCACACUCAUUGUACAGGCUCUGUUCCAGUUGGUGGAACCUCAGGUGACCGUCCGCGUACGACAGGCCGAUAAGAGCCUGGUGGAGGGGCUGCUGCCCAAGGCACAGUCCAGCUACAAACAGAAGAUCAGCAAGGACCUCCAGCUGAAGGUGGACAAUGAGAACUUCCUUCCUGCUGAGACCUGCGGCGGAGUCGAUCUUGUAGCGGCCAAGGGCCGUAUAAAGAUUUGCAACACGCUGGAGUCGCGGCUGGAGCUGAUCGCCCAGCAGCUGCUGCCCGAGAUCCGUACGGCGCUCUUCGGCCGCAACCCCAACCGCAAGUUCACCGACUAGAUUAACACAUCUGUUACUACUAACUUAUUAUAAAUCAUUAUUAUUCGUAGAACUAAACGUUAUUAUAAUAAUAAAUGUUUUCCUUUGCCUAAUUAAUUAUAUUGUAAUAAUGCGUACAAUUUUGCUGUGUAGAAUUUAACUGAUGAUUGGUCCUGUCGAGUCGUCAGAAGUAAAUAAUGUGUGAUCAUGUAAGUUUCUGGUUCCUGUUUGUUGUUCUAUUCGUAACUGUAUGUUAGUUUCGCCUACUUAACACCGAUGUCUACUGAGAACAAAAUAUUUUAUUCUUACAAUUCAUUCGUCAUAUGUAUCCUAGAGUAGAGAUUCGAAACGAUAUAAUUAAGACAUUGUUACCAUAUAUCUAGGUAAUAUUAAUAGCAUUUUAAAGUCGAUUCUGUUAAAGAGUUCAUAGGCGUCUGCUCUGCACCUUCCGCCUUCAGUAUUAAUGCAGCACGAGUCACAAGACACAGGCGCCUUCGUUAGGUCGACGUUAACAAUUAGUUGUAUGCGAAAAUGUUUCUGUAUCCUUAUAAUAAUAGAUGUUAUUACUGGAUGUUUUGCAACGAUAUAUUUGGUCUAUAUCGUUUCGCGUAGGAUCAUUGAGUGCUGCAAGGUUGGCUCACGGCGGCAGCAUCCUAUGCUGGGAACACCUAAAUCGAGGUAAAGAUUUGGCUGCGCGCAGUGUAGCGCCGUGGGGGAACCUUUCAGUGUUUCACACAUUCCUACCUUGUAUUACCUGGCAGUUACAGUUUUCUCGGCUUGCUUUUGACGGACGUAAUCGGCAGAGCACAAUAGCUCUUAUAUAAGGUACAAUGUAUAAUCCCCUUUAUGGCACUGUUAAAAUUCUUAUGUAAAUAUAUAGAUGUGUUAAUA